UCCAAACCCUAGUCCUCCUCCUGCUUUGCGUUCCUCCCUCUAUGGAAAGCUUGCGCGACCACAGCCUGCGCCAUCGCCUCCUUGUGCAUUCAUCGCCCUCGUCCGCCUGCAAGGAAGUUACAACAGGCUCCUCUCACUCCAUCGAUGUUGCCGUUACUCAUGGAGUGAGUGCCCGUCUCACAUCCUUGAGUUUUCGGGACAGAGUGACACAAUUGAUGAGGACAGAUAGUUUGCGUCGGUGUAAAGGAGUGAAACAACGUCGGUAAUGCGUUUCUUAUUCGUCUGAUGACUGGUUUUGAGUCUCGACGUAUGGGGAUGAUUUCUGAAACCUGAAGGAUGGACGACCACAUUUUGAGGGGUUUCGUAUGGUGGCGUAUUGGAGAGUUGGGUUCCGACUUGGGGGGGAAGCUUGAUGUGAGAAGAGUAUAUCGCUCGUGAAAUAUAUUGAAACUGCUCAAUCGUUCGUGACGAAAUCUUUUGAGGCCAAGAGGGAGGCGAUCAGUUACAAGAUGAGCAAUCCUUCGUUCGGAAGUGCGGGAGGUCAGCCAGAGCCAGGAGGAGGUUCAAUUGCAUCGACGCAGCCAGUGAUGCGGCCUGGGUAUGGAAUGCCAAUUCAGCAGCAGCCAAGACCGUACGCUCCCCCGCCAGCCGGAUUUGUACCAUCACAAGGGCCAGCUCCGGGGCAGUCGGCAGCGCCUGUUAUGCCUCCUGGAGUUCCUGUUUCUGGUUCUGCAGGCGCGCCCCGCUACUCUGCAUCUUCCUAUGGACAAAUGGUUCGACCCCCGGUGUUUACACCGCGUCUUCCGAUGGGACCACUUCCAGUACCAAUGCUUGCAAGACCUCCUGGAACUGGGAUCCGGCCUAUGCCGCCAGUGCUGAAGCCACCGCCUGGUAUGCUGCUUAACGACCUUGCUGUGAAAGGUCUGGCUCAGGUCGCAGCUCCACCCGAAAAGCCUCACACGACCGUGUACGUUGGGAAAAUUUCUUCCACUGUUGAAGAUGAAUUUCUUCGAGCAAUUCUUCAGCUCUGCGGAGGCAUCAAAAGCUGGAAACGUGCUCAGGAUCCUACGACUGGCUCUCCUAAAGGCUUUGGAUUUUGUGAGUUUGAGUCUGCUGAGGGUGUGCUGCGAGCUCUCCGUCUUCUUAAUAAAUAUUCUCUGGAGGGGCAGGAACUAGUGCUGAAUGUUAAUCAAGCAACAAGGGAGUACCUUGAGCAUUAUGUCUCAAAAAAGAAAGAGCAGGAGAGGAUUGCACUAGAAGAGGAGGCAGCCAAUCGAGAAGAGGAAGCUGCACCUGGAGUGGAAGUUGUGCCUGCGCCCAAGAAAGCAAUGAAUGGCGUGUAUUCCGAUAAGGACGAAUGUACUUCUAAAGAGGAUUCUAAAAAAUUCGGUCUUGUGACUCAGGCUGACAAGGAAGUCGAUGAUCAAGCUGUUCAGAAACUCAACGCUAUGCUGGCUGAAAGGGCAAAAACGAGACCUCUGCCUCCACCGCCUCCCUUGCCUUCUACUUCAGAAACUAAUGUGAAGAGCAGUUCUGUUGCUGAUGGUCCAUCUCUUGUUAAAGAUGGUGACUCAUCUGCAGACGGAGUAAAGAGUGAAAAUGUCAGUGCAAGGAACGACGAUGAUACUAUAAGCGAACAAAAGCAAACCAGCGCAGAUGUAGAGGCGAGCUCUGCCGAUCGUGGUAGGCGAAGUGAGCGGGUCUCGGAACGUGAAAGAGAACGGGAUUUGGAACUGGACAAAGAACGUGAAGUGGAACGUUAUGAACGGGAACGUGAAAGAAAGCGUUUACGCCGGGAGCGGGAUCGAGAAAAUAGGGCACGGGAAAUUGAACGGUUGUACGAAGAGCGUGAAAAAGAAUGGGAGAGCAGAGAGUGGGAGAAAGAGAGGCAACGGUUGCAUGACAAGGAAUGGGAAAAGGAAAGGGAAAAAGAGAGACGCAGAUUGAUCAAGGAACAGGAGGAAGAGAGUGAUGAUGAAGAUGAUCGUCAUAAGCAUCGGUAUCGAAGUGCUGCCUACGAUGAGAAACGGAAUCGCCGUCAAAGAGAGUAUGAAGAGGAUUUGGCUGAUCGCAUUCGGGAGCAAGAAGAGCGUGCUUCUGCUGAGCUUUACAAACGUCAUAAACCGAGUCCUGAACCUGCAGUUAUAUCCAAUGAUGAAAAUGUCGCGGACGUCGACGAAAAACCUAUCCCAUCAACUAAUCAUGUCGAGGAGCCCGUGAUUUUGCCUGACCCAUCUGCGCAUGUUGUAUCAAUGUUCGAUAGUGAUUCAGAAGAAGUGGCAGGUCCCAUAGAAGAGGAUGCUGGCAACGGUGUUCACCCAAUUGGAAUAGAAGAUAAUUCAGCUGCAGCUGUCAACGAUCUGAAGCUCAGUAGUAGCCCUGCUCCUCGCAAGCUCGGAUUUGGUCUUAUUGGGUCGGGAAGGCGCAGUGCAGUACCCUCUGUGUUUACUCAAGAAGACGAGGAUCCUACUCCCGAUGCUAACAAAUUGCGUACACUAGUCCCUAUCGACUAUUCUGCAGAAGAAAUGCAUGUUGUCUCAUCUGUCUCAUGUGCCCCACCUCCUCCAUCUUCAAGUGGUGGGCUAGCUCACAAUCUAGCAGCUGCUGCAGAGUUUGCCAAGAGUUUAUCCUUGUCAUCAGCGAAGGUUGAGAACGACAAAGAUAGGUCUAGAAGGUCCAGAGAUAAGGCUAACGAUCGAGAUAGGUCUCGGAAGGAGAAAGACCGAGAUCGUGACCGAGACAGAGACAGAGACAGAGAGAGGGAAAGGGAUCGUGAUCGUGAGAAGGACAGAGAUUGGGAGCGUGAACGUGAUCGUGACCGUUCCUCCAGGACGGAGUCCAAGACAUCUGAAACGAAAAAUGUUGUGAAUGCCAAGCAGCUAAUUGAUGCCAUUCCCACGACCAAAGAAGAUCUAUUUAAUUUCCCUGUGAAUUGGAAUGUUUAUGACACGCAUGGCCUUCAUGAAAAGAUGCGACCUUGGAUUUCAAAGAAAAUCACAGAGUUUCUGGGUGAGGAAGAGACUACAUUGGUGGAUUUCAUAGUGAGUAGCACCCGGAAACACGUUUCAGCAGCUACUAUGUUGGAGCUUCUAGAGGCUAUUCUUGACGAUGAGGCUGAGAUGUUUGUACUGAAAAUGUGGCGUAUGCUCAUCUUCGAGGUCCGACGGGUCGAAACUGGUCUUGUUACAGGAACGAACAAACCUUAAGAUGAAUAGCAUCUGUCUUCAAAAUUACCUGUUCCAUUUUCUUCAGCUUAGUUUAGAGGUCCGAAUUCAACAUCAUGAAUGAGGGAUACAUUUUCAACUGAUUUCAUUGUUUUGUUAAAUCUAUAUGCAUAAAUAUUUCUGGCUGCUUUGUCCACUA
This is a messenger RNA of Physcomitrium patens, 3363 nucleotides long. RefSeq names its product RNA-binding motif protein 25. NCBI's taxonomy places the organism in Eukaryota, Viridiplantae, Streptophyta, Bryopsida, Funariales, Funariaceae. Gene Ontology annotation, molecular function: RNA binding. The record is from RefSeq and is a predicted model, not a curated record.